AUGCCAAACUGGGUGACCGAUAAUACCUCUGUGAAUGUUAAUCCAGACUUAAACUCGACGCCGAUCCUUCAUGAUCCUCCAGUGACUGCCGACCUUCCUCUCACCGAUGAUGACUCGACCAAGCCUCAUCAAAUACACCGAGCUUCGACCAAGACCGACAUGAGUGAUUCGGUGCAGCUGCCUCAGGCCCAGCAUAUGGUACAAGGACAAGGACAGGAUCCAAACUCCGCUAUCGUACUUUCUCCCGACUCUCCAUCUCAAUCAACCCUGCCAGACCCCCCAUCAGUCUCUAUUCAGCCUACUGGGCUCACUCAAACAAUCCAAUCUUCAACCUCUGCUGAUGUCAACAUGCAAUCAAUCUUGCCGCAACAGCCUGUCAACCAGCUCUCCCAUUUCGGUAGCACUACACCUCAAGAGCAGUCUCCUGCUGUUACUCAUCCGGGACUACCGAAUCCUCCUCAACAACAACCUCCUCUUCGACAAGUAGUCUCUUCAGGAUCAGGAGGACAGCAAAAUGGUUUUCAGAUGCACACCAAUUCACACCAACAUUUCACCGCCCAAUCACCCAUCAACAAUACCACCGUUGGCCAAACAAACACGUCAAGAACGAACCCAUCGCCGACAUUCACCUCUUAUACCUUCAACCUCAAGAACAAUAAGAUUGCCACUGUCAAUUUAUCACCAGAAUACGCAAUGCGAAGGCACAAAAUCACCAUGGGCAGUGGUUCGGUGCUACAACUAUCCACCAUUGAACUUCUCAACCGAUAUUCGCAAUAUCUCACUCUGGUUGAUUUGGAUCAAGUUAUUAAAGAUCCCAGAUAUAUAGCCACGCUCUUUGGCAGCAUGAACCACCAGCAUGGCAGGGUCAUCUCUCAACCCCUUCCACAGCAAGCUUCUUCCUCAGCGCACGCGAGCUCUGCCCGUCCAACCCAUCAUGUCGCUUCGAAUGGAUACGCUUAUAUCCCUCAAGAUGCACCUGCGCAAGUCCAGCAAUCUAUAGUGAAUUUGCAGCAUCAAGCUAGACCAAGCAGUCGACAGAGCGGAUCAGCCAGAGUUGGAGGGAGUGGUACACCUUUACAGAGUCCUAGGGACGCGACGUCCAAUGUUAUUAUUCCUCCGGAAGUGCAGGUCAUACAGCAGAAAUUGAAUGCCGAUGUCCACGGUGUCGAACAGAAAUUUGGACAAGCUUGGGAACAACUACGGAUGGCCAUGAAUGAUGCUGUUCGCAAUAUGGCAUCAACGGUCACAGCUAUAAAACCGCCAGCCGAUACAGAAGCUAUUACCAAUCAACUUCAAGCUCAAUUAUCAGAGGAAGAGAAGAAAGUGCAUCUGUCACAGAUGACCGUACUUCGUCUGACUGAAAGCGAAAGUAAAGCUAGAGCCGAAUUGACCGAAAGAAUGCAGCAACUGCAGACCGCAACAGAUGUGAGGUAUAAAGCUCAAGAAUUGAACACUGCGCUAGCUCGAGGUCUGGAAGAAGUGAAGAGGGGUAAAGAGGCAGGAGCAACGCAGAUUGUUCAAUUGCAGAACCAAGUCAACGCCCAAUCAGCAAAACUCACUCAGCUUGAGUCGGAACAUCGAGACAAACUAGCCCAACUCGACAUCUCUCAUAUCGCUGUGGUCGCUAACUUGAAGAAGGAAUUGGCGGAAGCUGUUCAUAAAGCCAACCAGCCUGUUUUCGGUGCUCAUCUACCAGGACCACUUUCACCUAAAUCACCCGCCGACCCAUCCUCGGAAGCUGCCAAACUUCGGAGUCUACUGAAAGCGAACAAUGCAAAGUUCACGGAAUUAGAAGGAGAAUAUAACAAGGAGAUAGCGGAACUCAAAGCUCAUGCAGGUAAAGACCCAAGGGAAAUCGAGAAGGACAUUAGAACAAAGCUUGCUCAGACUAAUGAUGCGAAAAUUGAGAGAUUAGAAUCAAAAGUGAAAGAACUUGAAGUGGAGAAGGAGAAGAUCGUGCACGAAAGAAAGGUGCAUGACCAGAGCAGGUUCGUCUUAGAAAAGAUUGUUCAUUGGGGUGAAAACCUUCAGAGCAAAUUGGGUCGUACGAAUGAGCAAAAUCCCAAGGCCGACGGAACUUCGGGUGGAACGAUCAAUGGCGACACCACCAAUAGAUCAUUGGUGGAUCGAGCCAAUACCUUCGUUUCGGAUAAGUCCAAAUUGGCUGAAAUGAUUCUGACCAACGAGAAAGAUAGGAAAGAGAAGAUGAAGAAGUUGCAAGGUCAGGUGGAAUUGAUGAAGGUGGAAUUAGCAGCUUCCCAAUCUGGCAAUCCUCCGGCAUCUUCCAAUGGAACAGAGCAGGCUGGGGAAGAAUGGAAAGUGGCUUUCCAUCAAUUGAUCUCUUGGGGUCACAACAUUCAAAUCCUGAUGGGUAAGACUGUCGAACCGUCUGAAGAAAAUAUGAAACCGAUCGAUAAAGCUGAACAAUUCCAGAAGACUAUGCAUACGAUAUUCGAAGAGAUUCAAUCUAAAGCUCAAAGUCGACUCGAGGGUGGGGAUCAAGAGAAAGUGAAGGAACUGGAAGGGUCUAUACAAACGCUAAACAACAACCUUCAAGCCAAUCUCAAUGCUUUGUUAGCGAAGACUACCCAAUUGGACGAUACCACCAAGCUCCUCCAGGACGCUCGAGACCAAUCAACUGCGAGUGAGAAGACUUUGCGGGAGGAGAUAGACAAACAUAAGGAGACGAAGAGGUCACUCGAGGAGAGUCAGGCUGCCGAGAGGGCCAAGAUCGAUCAGCUGGAAGAUUUGAAGAAGAGAUUGGAUCAAGCUGCGACAUCUCUGCAGCAAAAAGCCUCCGAGCUGGAGAGUGUCGCCGAAAUCAAGGGUGAAGUGCAAGCGAGAUUGGUAGAAGUGGAGAAACGACUAAGGGAGAAAGAAGAGGAAUUGAAUACCAGAGAGAAAUUCUACUCUUCGAGCAUCGAUGAACUACGAACUGAAUAUGAGAUCGAUGGGGGAUCCAUUCAGAAAUGCGACCCAGAGAUAAGGAAGCAGGUGGAAUCCCUCAAGGAAAUGAUCGAAAGGCUAGAGCAAGAGAAAGGCGAAUUGCAGAAAGAUCUGGAGAACGAACAGGAUAAUGUCGAUCGAGCUGAGGAAGCGAUGAGGGGUGCUAUGAAUAAUCAGCAUAAACAGAGGGAGAAUUAUAUAGAAGUCGAGAAAGAACUUGAAAAUGUCAAGGAGGAGAAGCAUGGGCUGGAAGAUGAAAUCAAGAGGCUGCAGGAUCAGCUGUCCGCUAUUAAAAGUAAGAACAACACGGUCGGCAAAGAUGAGGACGAUGAUUUCGAAAUUGUCCCCGAUCCUUCGUCAACCUCGACUUCCACGGCUGUCCCAAAGACGCGACCUGAAUCUCUACUUUUCACGCCCAAUGCCGAGAAUUCUGAAACACCUUCCAUAUCUCCCGUUGUCAGACCCUCACCCCUUUCGCAAUCACAACCUUCGACCAGUCAAGCCACUCCUGCUAACAACAAGAAGCCUGCUGGCACGCCGUUGUUCCUUCCCAACGAAGAAGAAGAAGAAUCUCGAUCUCAAUCUGUGCCAACUCCUAGUGUAUUAGCUAGUACGCAAAGACCUUAUAAGAGGAAGAGAUUGCUUAAUGAUGAGAGCGAUGAUGAAGAAAGACCAAACGUAAAACCUGGGUCAGGUCUGGAAGUUUCAGUCUCUGCACCUAGACCGCCUUCGGUGGCCAAUUCCGUGACGUCCGUCUCGGCGUCAACCUACAAACCGGUGUCCAGAGAUUGGAUCAAGGAUCAUCUGGGAAUUACUACUCAGAAGAAUGGUGAUAGGGUUAGAUGUAAAUUAUGUUUUGUUGUGGAGAAGAAGAACCAACCUUCUGAGCGAUCCAGGACGUUCAAAGUGGAAGAUAUCCAACCUCUUCCACUAGUUAUAAACGAAGAGAAACUGUUGGAUCAUAUUGCAUCUCAUGGUGAGAUGUUAAGGAGAUUGAAGAAUAAGAGAGUCAAAGAUGGUAAAGACAGACCUUCGCCUGAACCCAAUUGA
Messenger RNA from Kwoniella mangroviensis CBS 8507, 3996 nucleotides. RefSeq lists its product as uncharacterized. NCBI's taxonomy places the organism in Eukaryota, Fungi, Basidiomycota, Tremellomycetes, Tremellales, Cryptococcaceae. The record is from RefSeq and is a predicted model, not a curated record. The transcript is spliced from 7 exons. Bases 1 to 3996 code for a protein of 1331 amino acids.